Molecule: messenger RNA, 2709 nt
Organism: Frankliniella occidentalis (western flower thrips)
Lineage: Eukaryota; Metazoa; Arthropoda; Insecta; Thysanoptera; Thripidae
Exons: 2
Coding region: 1-2709 (902 amino acids)
Biological process (GO): DNA replication
Molecular function (GO): DNA binding; nucleotide binding; DNA-directed DNA polymerase activity
Source: RefSeq, a predicted model, not a curated record
AUGCCCACUCUAGAGGUCCUACAGACGCGUGAACGUGUCCUCAAGAGAUUUAACGAUCUCAAGUUCCGUGAGGAGGUCAUGGUCAUCAAAGGGUUGGGAAAAUCACUUCCAUCAGAUGAGCUUAUGUCGUCCAUGUUUGACACUGUGAUUGAAAGACAGCGAGCCGCCGUAGGGGCGAAGGACGAUGACAGGGCCAUCUUAGAGAUCGGUAACAGUCACAAUGUUGACUCACCCCUUUGGUUCUCAAUGCGAAGGGCAGACCAGUUGUCUGGUGAUGUCGUUCUUCAAAAGUUGACAAGGGUUCUCAAUUCGAACCAGCAAUUUUUCUCAGAUGGCAAAUUAACUGUCAGCUACAUUCACGUCCCUGUACCAGAGGCGGGGGGUAAACGCCCACUCGCCAGGGCUGCUAAUGAGACCAUGGACGAAUGGCUAAAAAGAAAGACCGAUAAGGCAACAAUCUGGUCGCCUACGAACACAGAAGACAACAUGUGUCUCGCUCGUAGUGUUGCUGUAGCGAUUGCUAAGCACGGCGUCGAUCGUAAAGUUCUGUACAAGAUAAAAAAAGAUGUUGCAGGGGUUCAGACAAGUAAAGCAGAACUCUUGUGUGAAUCUGCGGGGAUAGACAAACACAAAUCAUGUGGGCUGGACGAAGUUGCACGUCUACAAGAUUCUCUCAAUGAUUAUAGGAUCUGUGUAUUCACAGAUAAAAAAGGGAAAGAAUGCAUUUUUAAGGGAACAUAUUCAGCACACCGAAAGAAUAUCUAUCUGUUACUCUUCAAGGAACAUUUUUCUGCCAUCAUGUUUCCAAAACAAGCUUUCGACUAUGACUACGAAUGUGAAAAAUGUGCUAUGUUUUUUAACAACAAAGGAGAACAUAAAUGCGAUGGCACUUGUUGGCGGUGCUUUGGCCCUGCCCCCCACACUGAUCCCGCACUUCUUCUUCAACGCUGUGAAGAUUGCGGGCAUCAAUUUAAAGGGGAUGAAUGUUUUGAGAACCACAAGACUGUUAAGUUACCCCGUAGCACCUCAACAAGAUGUGACACGUUUAAAUUUUGUGCACGGUGUCUUACAAGUUACAGCACUCAACGCGGGGCGACACACGUGUGCGGUACAAUACACUGUAAAAAUUGUAAGCACAACGUGAAAGAAAAUCACUUGUGUUUCAUGAUGCCAUGGGGAGAGCGGGAGAAACGACCAAAGUGGCGCUAUCAUACCAUAUACUAUGAUUUCGAAUGUACCCAGGUGGACCCUGUUGAGGGGAGAGAGGAUGUGUUUGAGCACAAACCUAACCUCUUAGUCACACAGACGGUUUGUGAUAACUGUGAAGGAGUAGUUCAAAAUGACUACUUUUGCACAGAUUGUCAGAGCCGCCAACACAUUUUCCACAAUUUAGAUGACAAAAAUAUCAAUGUUGUCGGGCAGUUUUUAGACUAUCUAAGCUCCUUCCCUCCUCGGACAGAGCUUUUACUGGUGGCACACAAUGCAAAAGCCUAUGAUCUUUUGUUUGUGGUCCAGGAGAUGGUGGCCCGCGGGCUGAAACCAGAAAUUACUCUACAAGGGGCUAAGAUCAUCUGUCUCAAAUUAGGCAAUUGGAAAUUCAUCGAUUCCUUAAUGUUUUUGCCUAUGCCGCUCUCUGCCAUGCCAAAAAGUUUUGGGCUUACAGAGCUCAAAAAAGGGCACUGGUGCUUUUUAGCCAAUAAGCCUGAAUUUUAUGACUACGACGGUCCCAUGCUUAGUAAAGAGUACUACUGUACUUCAGGUAUGAAAUCAAAGGCUUACGAUGAAUUUGAUCGAUGGUACAAUGAGCAAGUUGAGAAGAACUAUGUUUUCAACUUUCGUAAAGAGCUGAUUGAUUACUGUAUUUCGGACGUAACCAUCCUUCGACAGGCUUGUCACUCCUUUCGUACCAUCUUCACUGAAAAGGCAGGGUUCGACCCCAUGUUUAAUUGUAUAUCAUUGAGCAGCGCCUGUAUGGCUGCCUUCAGAAGAAAUUUCUUACAGAAAGAGACGAUUGGGAUAGUUCCAGCAGGGGGAUACCAUGGGCGAGGAAAGCAGAGCCAUAUUGCUUUGCAGUGGUUAGACUUUGAGUCGUUUAGACUGGGGGAAACCAUCAAAACAAUAUACACAGACCGUGAGGUGUCUAUUCUGGGUCGUCCUGUAGACGGGUACGUCGAGAUCACACUUAUUGACAACACCAUAGAACGUAGAAUUUACCAGUUCCACGGAUGCUAUUGGCAUCAUUGCCCAAAACACUUCCCUGCCGAAGAAGGGUGUGGAGUGAACCGCUUUCAGGAGACUCAAAAAAUUACACAACUUUUCCAAAGACAUGGAUAUAAAGUGAUCGAGAAAUGGGAAUGUGAUUUCAAACAGGACAUGGAGAAUGACCCCGAGGUCAAGGCCUACUUUCUUGCACACCCCACUAAACGCUCCCCUCCCCUAAACCUGAGGGAUGCCCUUGCAGGCGGGCGCACUAGCGCGCUUAAAGCAUACUAUAAAGCAGAUCUUAAAAAGGGUGAAAAAAUAAAAUUGGUAGACGUUGUUUCAGAAUACCCUAACGCAAAUCUCAGAGGGAAAUAUCCAUUCGGUCAUCCCUCUAUUUUUCUAGAGGGUGACAACACUAUGCCUGAUGUUCACGAAUGGAACGGUGUCAUCAAGAAACAGAAAGUGAGGUUAUCUGCCCCCAUGACAAUCCAGACGACCGCCAGCUAA